CGUGAGGUUACGUUUCAUCAGAUCACGCUUCGUGAGGUCACAUCGACGCGAGACUCUCUUCGGAGCGGCACAACUUCGGUGAGGGGAACGGGAAAGCCUGCGCUCCGUUCAACAGAUUCAAGACAUGGGAAACUGCCUCUCCUGUCAAGCUGGGGAAGCCAGUGACAACACCAAGAGAAAGAGUCACACCCAAUACACGCAGGACACCAGCUUCCACCUUUGGGAUGACAGUGAGAUUGUGUCCUUGGAUUGCGAGACGCAUGCACAGGGAGAGCAUGCCUUGAUGUGCAGUGGAUCACCAGGUCAGCAGAGCUACGCCUGGUCAGCAGAGGGAGGAAACCAGGACCUGCUAGCAAUCAAGGGCCUUGAGUCCGCAUCACCAAGCUCCUACCGGAGGUCCUAUGCCAUCAUCUCUGCAUUGUCAAAGCUCUACGGACUUGAAGAAGACUCUGAGGACCAAAGCACCAUAGAGAUGAUUUCCGUUGCUGAAAUGCUGGAUCCUCAGUGUCCUGAGGGAGGCUCUUCUCUCCCCAACACCAUAGAUGUUGCCCCACCGAGCCAAUCCCAUGGGGCCUCCAGCAGUGGACAAGGGGAGGGUUCAUUCCUCUUACCUAGCCAGGAAGAAACCGAGUCCUUGAUGAGUGGUGAUUCUGGCGAUAAUAAGAUGGCUGCAUUGCUGCAGUUCCUGGCCUCAAAGUAUCUAAAGGAGGAGCCAACCACCAUGGCAGAAAUGCAGCAGUGUAUCAGCAAAGAGUGUGAUAACUUCUCUGUGCUCUUCAGGGAAGCCACUCAGAGCCUGAAGCUAUAUUUUGGCAUUGAUGUAAAGAAAGUGCAACCUUCCAGCACCUUCUAUGUUCUUGUCCCUGUCCUGGGCCUCACCUAUGAUGGUAUGGAUAGUAACAGGAAGGGCUACCCCAGGACCAUCCUCCUGAUAAUUGUCCUGGGUAUCAUCUUCCUUCAGGGCAACUGUGCCAGGGAGGAGGCAAUCUGGGAAAUUCUGAGUGAGAUAGGGGUACAUGCUGGGGAGGAGCACUGCAUCUAUGGGGAGCCCCGGAAGUUCAUCACCGAGGAUUUGGUGCAGGAACAGUACAUAUCAUACCUGGUAGUGCCCAACAGUGAUCCUCCUGAAUACAAGUUCCAGUGGGGUCCAAGGGCCUAUGCUGAAACUAGCAAGAAGGAAGUCCUACUUUUUUUGGCCAGGCUCAAAGCUACUGUCCUCAGGGACUUGCCUGUCAGUGAGGAGGAGGAUUCAGAAAAUGAAAACUAGAGAGAUCCAGGGCUACUGGAAGAGUGAUUACUAGGGACAGGACACAUUCCAGGGCCACAUCCAGCAGCUUCCGUCCCGUGUUAUUUCUGAAGCAGAUUCUAAACUCUGCAUGAAAAGAGCAGUCAGUUUUCUAAAUAGUGCAGAUGUAGAAUGGGUAUUAAGUUCAUUGUUAUAAUGCUUGCAUUUCUCCUGUGUGAGUGAGUUGAAGAUUUAUUUCUUUUUGAAAUUUUGCCCAUGUUCUCCCUUUUAGUAAGGAUUUAACUUCGUAUCGUAAAGUAUGAGUGGCAUUGGUCACACACAUUGCUGUUUAUAACUUUAAGAGUUUUGCUGUUUUGUAAAACAAACUAAAAUCUUCCAUCCUGUUUUGUGAU
Fukomys damarensis (Damara mole-rat) is the source of this 1638-nucleotide messenger RNA. Its product is annotated as melanoma-associated antigen 4. The record is from RefSeq and is a predicted model, not a curated record. NCBI's taxonomy places the organism in Eukaryota, Metazoa, Chordata, Mammalia, Rodentia, Bathyergidae. Gene Ontology annotation, cellular component: nucleus. Gene Ontology annotation, biological process: negative regulation of transcription by RNA polymerase II. The transcript is spliced from 5 exons. Bases 125 to 1267 code for a protein of 380 amino acids.